Molecule: messenger RNA, 975 nt
Organism: Gastrolobium bilobum
Lineage: Eukaryota; Viridiplantae; Streptophyta; Magnoliopsida; Fabales; Fabaceae
Product: protein ASYMMETRIC LEAVES 2-like
Exons: 2
Coding region: 1-975 (324 amino acids)
Source: RefSeq, a predicted model, not a curated record
AUGUCAUCGUCGAACUCACCGUGCGCGGCGUGCAAGUUUCUGCGGCGGAAGUGCACGCAGGAGUGCCCGUUCGCGCCGUACUUCCCGCCGGACAACCCGCAACGGUUCGCGUGCGUGCACCGUGUGUUCGGUGCUAGCAACGUGGCGAAGCUGCUGAACGAGCUGAGCGCGUCGCAGCGUGACGAUGCCGUUAAGUCUUUAGCGUACGAGGCGGAGGCGCGGUUGAGGGAUCCCGUGUACGGUUGCGUGGGGUUCAUCUCAUUGCUUCAGCAGCGUCUCAGGCAAAUCCAAACGGACCUUCACAAUGCAAAGAAGGAACUCGCUACCUACCUCAGUCCUCAGGCUAUGCAGUGCCUCUUGGCCAAUCCUGGUAUGCUGCAAUCUGCUGGGGUUGUUAUGCCUGGCGGCGGCAGCAGCAGCGGCCAUCAUCAAUUUCCGCCUGGGAAUCCCAAUAAUAUGCCGCCGCCGGUUUUUGCGGGGCACGGCGGAGGCCAAUUGGUUAUCCGUGAGCCUCAACAACAAGAGUUUUUUGAGGCUCAGCAAUUGGCUGCAGUUGCUGCUGCUCGAGAACAGCAGCAACAACAAACUAUGUUGAGGAACUACGAGCAGCAACAAGAACUUCUCCGAUUCAAUAGCGGGUUUGAACCGGUGGGUUCAGUUGCUCUUGCUGAUGGUGGUGUUGGUGGUAGUGGGUUCGGUAACCAUAUGGGUGCUCCUGGUCCUGGUCCUGGUCCUGGUCCUUCUGAGAUGUCUCCUUCUUUGGCUUUGGGUACCUUUGAUAAUGUUGGCUCUUAUCAGAUGCAGCAGCAACAACAGCAACCACAGCAAGGGGAACAUCAUGUUCAUCCUCAUCACCAUCCAAUUGAGGCACAGCUUCUUAUGUCCCCACAGCAUCAAAGCCAGAACUCUCAACAACAAUCGCAGCAGCAACAUUCUGAAAGCGGGGACGGUAGGAGCCUUGGUCCUUCUUGUUGA